CUGAUCUCUGAGAACAAAGUUGCAGAAGAACCUUGUGAAUGCGCAUCUGCUCAGCAGCCUCUCUGGAGUUUAAUAUUCUUAUGUGUUUCCUUUUCCUGUAUCAACACUUAUCGAAGUGUCAUCACCAGCUUCUCCUCUCCAAAAGAGGAACAAAGCGGAAAAAAAGCGUGAGGCUGCGAGGUGCGAGGACACUUGACAAGCCGUCGCCCCUCCAUCAACAUGUCCACCGCAAAGUGCUCCAACUUCAUUGCCGUCUCUCUGUACCCUCUGGUCUUCCUCUCCAUCGUCUGCAACAUCGUGCUCUUCUUCCCUGCCGGUGAGACCAGGUAUGUGAAGGAAGGCCUCAUCACCGUGGAGGUGAAGUACAUGGGUGGGGUGCUCGGCGGCGGCAUCGCGGUCUUCAUCGCCGCCCUCUUCAUCCACCUGACUGGACCAAACGGAUGCUGUGGGAAUCGUUUCGGGAUGUUCAUGUCCGUUGCGUUCGCCGGCCUGGGAUUGGCUGGCGGCAUCUACAGCUUCAUUGUGGCGGCAGUCGGAGUGUACAACGGGCCUCUGUGCCAGCAAGCCAACGGCGAGUGGACCUCCCCGUUCACACAGAGCGAGGGGCAGUACCUGAGAGACCACAGCGUGUGGGACACCUGCGUGAAGCCGCGCGGCAUCGUGCAGUUCAACCUGGGCUUGUUCAUCACCCUGAUGGUCAUCAGCGGUCUGCAGUGUCUGCUCUGCGCCAGUCAGGUGAUCAACGGGCUCAUCGGCUGCGUGUGUGGCGCCGGCACGGAGAAAAAGCCGAUUGCAUGAAGCCAGACUGCGAGGUGCAAACAGGCGCCAUCUGUUGGCGGGUUGGUGUAAACGCUCGAAGUAUUCUGGAUGCAGGAAGAAGUGCAGUCUUUACUCAUAAUUCCAUUCACAGAAAAAAAAAGAUUUCAUUUUGCAGCUUCAUUCAGAACAACUGACGCAUUUGUGAAAUAAAGUUUAUGUGGCAGGACUUUCCUGAUCUGCUCCGUGUUUUUUGGUCCACAUUAUCAGCCGCUGCAACUUGUGAAAACAAACUUGUCUAGUCGGAUGUAAACAAAAAAUAAAUAAAAAAGCAAAAAACAAGUGUAACUGGUGAAACACAAA
This is a messenger RNA of Synchiropus splendidus (mandarinfish), 1119 nucleotides long. Its product is annotated as transmembrane 4 L6 family member 4-like. The record is from RefSeq and is a predicted model, not a curated record. Gene Ontology annotation, cellular component: membrane. Bases 220 to 798 code for a protein of 192 amino acids. NCBI's taxonomy places the organism in Eukaryota, Metazoa, Chordata, Actinopteri, Syngnathiformes, Callionymidae. The transcript has 5 exons.